This is a messenger RNA of Candidula unifasciata, 242 nucleotides long. NCBI's taxonomy places the organism in Eukaryota, Metazoa, Mollusca, Gastropoda, Stylommatophora, Geomitridae. The record is from the annotation of a GenBank genome assembly.
UGAAACCAUGAGGCUGGAUACAGGGUUGAUCAUCGAAGUAUGGAACAAGGGAAUGUUGUGGGACAAACUCUUAGGUCUGCAUUGGCUUCCUCUGAGAAAAAUCCAGCAUUCAAAUGAGGAGGGCAGCGGCAAGUGGUUGACUCUGGACUCUGAACUUGUGAUUAACAAUGGGGAAGUUGUUGGUACACACAUUCCUACAGAACAUCGAAUUCUCAUUGAUGCACGCUUUGAACUUCCAUAUG